This is a messenger RNA of Vitis riparia (riverbank grape), 2660 nucleotides long. RefSeq names its product protein DETOXIFICATION 19-like. The coding region runs from base 219 to 1682 and encodes 487 amino acids. Gene Ontology annotation, molecular function: antiporter activity; xenobiotic transmembrane transporter activity. The transcript has 6 exons. The record is from RefSeq and is a predicted model, not a curated record. Gene Ontology annotation, biological process: xenobiotic detoxification by transmembrane export across the plasma membrane. Gene Ontology annotation, cellular component: membrane. NCBI's taxonomy places the organism in Eukaryota, Viridiplantae, Streptophyta, Magnoliopsida, Vitales, Vitaceae.
ACAAGACAAAUUCUCAAUCCAACAUGCAUACCAUCCAUGUGUCCUAAAUCUGUGUGCACCACAUAAUUGGAAUCUACAGAUCAGGUGAAAGGCUCUCUGCUGUCCUUUUUGACCAGUUCUCCCAAAAAACCAUCUCAGAAGAUGAAAGAGGACUAGAGGAUGUGACAAGUGAUGAGGAAGAGGGCUUAAAGAAGUGUAGGGAGGUUAUACAGAAAGGGAUGUCUGAGGAUACUAGUUGUGCAGAUGCUAGUCCUCUGCUAGAGGGUGUUGAUGAUGAUCAUGGAGGAGAAAAGAGGGACGGGAGGUGGUGGAAGCGAAUUUUGGAUGUAGAGGAGGCCAAGAAGCAGCUCUUGUUUGGACUUCCAAUGAUCCUUUCCAAUGUUUUUUACUAUUCCAUCACUCUGGUAUCUGUCAUGUUCGCUGGCCACCUGGGGGACCUUGAGCUUGCUGGCUCCAACCUUGCCAACUCAUGGGCCACUGUCACUGGUUUGGCUUUCAUGAUUGGCCUGAGUGGUGCACUGGAGACACUAUGUGGGCAAGGAUAUGGUGCGAAACUGUAUAGAAUGUUGGGGAUUUAUCUUCAAGCCUCUUGCCUCGUAUCAUUAUUCUUCUCUAUCUUUAUAUCCAUUCUUUGGCUCUACACAGAACCAAUCUUGAUCUUACUUCACCAAGAUUCACACAUCUCAAAAGCAGCUGCCCUUUACAUGAAGUAUCUUGUGCCUGGAAUCUUUGCAUAUGGCUUCCUGCAAAACAUUUUGAGGUUUCUUCAGACACAAUCCAUCGUGUUGCCUCUUGUCGUAUGCUCACUGCUCCCAUUAGUGAUCCAUGUUGGCUUUGCAUAUGUUCUGGUUCAUUGGACAGUUCUUGGCUACAAGGGAGCAGCGCUGGCAGCUUCGGUUUCAUUGUGGAUAUCAGUCCUGAUGCUAGCCUUGUAUGUGAGUUAUGCCAAGAAAUUUGAGCAUACAUGGAAAGGAUUUUCUUUCGAGUCAUUCAGUUAUAUUCUAACAAACUUGAAAUUGGCUCUUCCCUCUGCUGCAAUGGUGUGUUUGGAGUUCUGGGCAUUCGAGAUUCUAGUGUUCUUAGCUGGACUGAUGCCAAAUUCAGAAACUACUACUUCAUUAAUCGCGAUGUGUGUGAACACAGAAAAUAUAGCAUACAUGAUUUCUUAUGGUCUCAGUGCAGCAGCAAGCACAAGGGUGUCAAAUGAGCUUGGAGCCUGCAAUCCCAACCGGGCUAAGACCGCCAUGGUUGUCACUCUCAAGCUUGCUCUCCUCCUUGCUGUGUUAGUUGUUGUAGUCCUAGCCCUUGGUCACAACAUCUGGGCUAGCUUCUUCAGUGAUAGCAGAGUCAUAAUAAAGGACUAUGCCUCCAUGGUGCCCCUGCUUGCAAUCUCAAUACUAAUUGACUAUGCACAAGGUGUCUUUUCAGGGGUGGCCAGAGGAUGUGGCUGGCAGCACUUGGCUGUGUACAUCAACUUAGCUACAUUCUACUGCAUUGGUGUGCCAAUUGCCAUCCUUCUUGGGUUUAAAUUGGAGCUACAUGUCAAGGGCUUGUGGAUAGGCCUAAUAUGUGGUCUCUCAUGCCAAGCUGGGAGUCUUAUGUUGAUCACACUGCACACCAAAUGGACAAGAGUGGAGCUCUCUGUGAACCAAGAAAAAGAAAACCCCAAGCCGGUUAAUUGAAUUUAUGAUAUCCCACCUCAGGUAAGGAAAGAAUUUUCUGACAUUAUAUAUGUGGUGGGUUUCUCUUAACCGGGUAAGCACAUUUUAAAGCCACAAGAACCCUAUGGAUUCAGAACAGAUGAUAUCUACAUAAGAGGAAACGCGUUUUGAGAGAAUGCUGCACAAAGGCUAAUAUGUUGAUAGAUGGUAUUAGGAAGCAUGUGCAUUUGAGAAGCUUGAUUACUGAUAUUAUCAACAAUGUGUUUGAAUCCCAAAUGGGGAAGAAAGCAAAGGAGAAAAUGAAUUUAUCAGAAUUGGAUGAUAAAGGGCAUUUCAAAUAAAAAAUUCCUUGGCUUUCUGUUAUUACAAACUAUAAAAAGAAUCAGAAAGCUGUUUGGUUGAUGAGAAAUUUAGGACAAACAAGGUAGUUAAGGUAACAAUUAUUUACUAAAAUAUGACAUAAAGUCAACACACACCCCAGUAAGUUCCACCAUAUUUUCCUCUUCAUCAUUAGUUAAUCAAACAAACAAAUGUCUCUCAGCCCAAAACCACAAACCCUGUAAACCCUUAUAAAUAGCACCGGCAUAUUCUCCAUAUCCUCCAUUGCAUUCAAGGCUAGCUAGCUAACUCUACUAUCCUCCAGGGGCUCAAAGGCGCAAGACCGGAAACUCAGAGAAAUGGCUCGCAGCAAAGCUGCAGCAGUGAUCCUAAUUGCCAUGGUUAUAGGGUUUGCAUGGGUUGAUGCAGAAGAUGCUGCUUCUGAGAAGGCUUGCUAUGAUUCAUGCUUCCCUACUUGCAUGAAGCUGAAGCAUGUAACCGCAGAGCUUUGUAACACAGAAUGCAAUGGCCUUUGCACCAAUCAGUUAUCAAGUGUGCACAAGAUCCAUUAAUCUCUAAUUUUACAACCAAUUUGUAUGCAUGGAGGGUUGAUCUCAUGGCCUCCCAGCCCCUGGAUUUGAAUAUUGAUGAAUAAAAUGAAGCUUUUUUGCUUAUAAUUUC